CGCCAAGGCAGUGGCAUGGUCACCAAGACGGACUUGAAGCGCCAGGGCGUGAACCUCGCGUUCGGCCAAGGCAUUUCGGUCUGCCUCACGGCCACCGGCGUCUUCUCGCAAUACCUCUCGCGCAACAACGCGAGCGCGCCAACGUUCCAGACGCUCUUCCUCUACGUGGCUCUCGGCCUCAUCUUUGCCUCGUACUUUUAUGCGCAGCGCCGGCCGUCCGUGCACUUGCCGUGGUGGUACUGGUGGCUCCUUGGCUUCGUGGACGUCGAAGCCAACUACUUUUGCGUCCUCGCGUUCCGCGGCGUCGUCAACUUUGCCGUCCUUGGGCUCAUUCUGCACAUGACAGUGCCUUUCGUCACGCUCCUGAGCUACGUUGUACUCCGGAAGCGAUACCACGCACUGCACAUGGUCGGAUGUGCGUUUGCAUUUGCCGGGUGCGUCGUCAUCUUCGCCCACAACAACGAGAGCGCCGAGUACCCAGACCAAGCCAAAGGGAACGCGUGGUCGCUGGCGGCUGCAUUUCUCUACGGUGUCUCCAACCUGAUGAGUGAGUACGCCGUCAAGCGCGGCGGCUUGGACGCCAACGUCGAGUGCCUCGGGAAGCUUGGCGCGACGGCCGCAGUCGUUUCAGCGAUCCAAGUCGCCAUCUUUGAGCGAGACACAGUCGCGGCCGUCGACUGGUCCGGCGUCAACAUUGGGUACACGGCUGGCUACGUUCUUGCCAUGUUCAUCUUCUACGUCGUCGUCAACAUCUUCCUCCGCGUGACCGAGUCGCUCAUGUUCAAUCUCUCGCUGCUCACGGCCGACAUUUACAACGCCGCGAUGAACUACGUGUGCUUUGGCGACGCCGUCCCUGGCAUCUACUGGCUGGCCCUCGCCCUCAACUACGUCGGCACUGCUGUCUACGCGCUGAAAGAGCCGACGCAGCUGCCACCAAAGGGCGAGACCUCGGGGGCCAAUGCGCCGAGAGACUUUGACGAGCUCCGCACGCCACCCAGCGAAAAACCGAUUGCCGACUUGGUGUAAGACCAUGUAUCACGAGCUAUCGCGGUGCAACAGAAUGGUAGCCGAAAUGACGCGUCGUUGCACGUACAUGUACUAGUACUAGUACAGUAUUUGUACGAGUCGCGCCACA
Messenger RNA from Saprolegnia parasitica CBS 223.65, 1135 nucleotides. RefSeq lists its product as hypothetical. Gene Ontology annotation, biological process: transmembrane transport. Gene Ontology annotation, molecular function: transmembrane transporter activity. NCBI's taxonomy places the organism in Eukaryota, Oomycota, Saprolegniomycetes, Saprolegniales, Saprolegniaceae. Bases 16 to 1026 code for a protein of 336 amino acids. The transcript has a single exon. Gene Ontology annotation, cellular component: membrane. The record is from RefSeq and is a predicted model, not a curated record.